AAUUCUUCCGCUUAAUUCAUUGACCGCGCGGUGGUCACACUUACUACUCAAGCCAGGCGAAAAACUAAAGAAAAUCGGGAAAAUUAUUGGUGUGGACCGAAUUAUAUUGCGGGUACUUAAACGAAGUACCGUAGAUUUAUUCUUGCCAAGCGGAUGGCUGUUUAAGACGAGGAGCUUCAGGAAAAGGUAAAACAAUACAAAAAAAGACCACAAAAUGACCCAAUAUCUGCCGCCGAAUCUGCUGGCGCUGUUCGCGGCACGGGAGCCCAUCCCGUUUAUGCCGCCGGUGGACAAGCUGCCGCACGAGAAGAAGUCUCGCGGCUACCUGGGAGUGGCCAAGUUCAUGGCCGAUUUUGAAGAUCCCAAGGACACGCCGCUGCCGAAAACGGUUGAGACGCGUCAGGAGCGGCUGGAGCGACGCCGGCGCGAGAAGGCCGAGCAGGUGGCCUACAAGCUGGAGCGUGAGAUAGCGCUGUGGGACCCCACAGAGAUCAAGAAUGCCACGGAGGACCCGUUUCGCACGCUAUUCAUUGCACGCAUCAACUACGACACGUCCGAGUCGAAGCUGCGUCGUGAGUUCGAGUUCUACGGGCCCAUCAAGAAGAUCGUCCUGAUCCACGACCAGGAAUCAGGUAAACCCAAGGGCUACGCCUUCAUCGAGUACGAGCACGAGCGGGACAUGCAUGCCGCCUACAAGCACGCCGAUGGUAAGAAGAUCGACAGCAAGCGCGUCCUGGUGGACGUGGAGCGGGCUCGCACGGUCAAGGGCUGGCUGCCCCGACGCCUGGGCGGCGGUCUGGGUGGAACGCGUCGCGGCGGCAACGAUGUCAACAUCAAGCACUCCGGCCGCGAGGACAACGAGAGGGAACGCGAGCGCUACCGGCUGGAGCGGGAGCGUGAGGAUCGCGAGGGUCCUGGACGCGGCGGCGGCUCCAAUGGCCUGGAUGCCCGGCCCGGACGCGGUUUCGGUGCGGAACGUCGACGUUCCCGCUCCAGGGAACGCCGCGACCGUGAACGAGAUCGCGGACGGGGCGCUGUGGCUAGCAGCGGUCGCUCGCGCAGCCGUUCCCGCGAGCGCAGAAAACGACGAGCGGGCAGCCGGGAGCGGUACGACGAGUUCGACCGCCGCGAUCGGCGGGACAGGGAGCGCGAGCGUGAUCGCGAUCGCGAGCGUGAGAAGAAAAAGAAGCGCUCCAAGUCUCGCGAACGCGAAUCCUCCAGGGAGCGUCGCGAACGGAAGCGAGAGAGAAGGGACCGUGAACGCGGCACCGGAUCCGGCGGCGAUGUCAAGGAGCGCAAGCCCGACUUCCGUGAUAUGGAAGUCAUCAAGAUCAAGGAGGAGCCCGUCGACGAUGGCUAUCCCACAUUUGACUACCAGAACGCGACUAUCAAGCGUGAGAUCGACGAUGAGGACGAGGAGAAGUACCGGCCGCCGCCUGCGCAUCACAAUAUGUUCAGUGUGCCGCCGCCGCCCAUUUUGGGGCGUGGAAAUGCCAGCACGAAUCCCAAUCCCGACAAUGGCCAGCAGAACUCCGGGGACCCGAGUUGGUGGCGUCAGUAGAGUCUUGGAGCGAUGUGUCAAGGUUAAUAUUUCUAGAAGUCAGACGUCUGUGGGUCGCAACUAUUUAUUCAUUCGACUCCAAAGCACACCAAUCCUGGAGAGCAUAACCGUAGCUAUCCAUUUUACACAGAAAAUUUUAAGGUACCACUUGGAGGAAGGCCAAGCAGAACAAGAAUAUAGAGAACCCGACCGCUAAACGCAGAAUCCGCUAAUGUGUGCGUAGCUUAAAUCAUUUAAAUUUAUAAGUAACUCUUAACAAAUGAAUAUGAAAACAGUAAGUAAAAUAAAGCUAGCCCUCA
Drosophila simulans is the source of this 1860-nucleotide messenger RNA. RefSeq names its product U1 small nuclear ribonucleoprotein 70 kDa (gene snRNP-U1-70K). Gene Ontology annotation, molecular function: mRNA binding; U1 snRNA binding. Bases 215 to 1561 code for a protein of 448 amino acids. Gene Ontology annotation, biological process: mRNA splicing, via spliceosome. Lineage: Eukaryota; Metazoa; Arthropoda; Insecta; Diptera; Drosophilidae. The record is from RefSeq and is a predicted model, not a curated record. The transcript has 2 exons. Gene Ontology annotation, cellular component: precatalytic spliceosome; U2-type prespliceosome; U1 snRNP.